Messenger RNA from Symbiodinium sp. CCMP2592, 2118 nucleotides. The record is from the annotation of a GenBank genome assembly. Lineage: Eukaryota; Dinophyceae; Suessiales; Symbiodiniaceae.
AUGCCAGCGGCACAUGCGUUUCCGCUGAAAGUGGACACUGCCAAGAUGGGCGAAGACCUUCACCGGACCCGGGCUUUGAGACGCGAUUCAGGCUCGGCAGAUUCGACGGAAGUUACCUUGCAACGGGUUGACAGUAAGAUUGAUGAAAUUCUGCGGAAGCUGGAUGAGUGGAGCCCCCAGGUCCACCAGGCACAUGAGCAGAUGAUAGCUCGACUACUCAAGGGCAUCCAGGGCUCUUUGUCCACCGACCUCGCAUCUACUGGAGACGUCAACCUCUCCGGGUUGCAGACGAUCAGCUCCGAGAAUUUGCUAGCGCAAGCACCUGCUGCUGAAGCUGGGACCUCUUCGCAGGGAAGCAAGCAGAUGCGCCACAGGCAACCACCGCUGCGGCAUGUGACAGAGGAGCAGGUGGUGCUGCAGACCGACUUGUCCGGCAGCAGAUGCAGCUCCCGCAGCAAGAAUAGUGCGAAGGGCAAGCGACGUAGCUCGGGGCCGAGUCUCCUCGCUUUGCCAAAGAAGAAUGCCAAAGGCUCCCGGGUUCCGAUAGCCAGUGUUGACAUGUCGACCUUCACGGAGCAAGUGAAUGCCAAGGUGCGACAGGAUGCAGGACACCGUAAACAAAGCGCGGAGAAGCGGUUGAUCGUGCCUAGCAUGAACCAGAUGAAUUCAGCUUUCCUGCACAGCAUGGUUGACAAUAACAACGAUGUGUCUGCGCAUUCUUCGCGGAGUUCUUCCCGCAGACCUUCUUUGCGUCUAUCCGUCAAUGAUAACUCGCAGAUGGAAUUCAAGGACCCGAUGGAACACAGCGAGGUGUCCGACAAUGAGGAGGAGAAGUUGCGGGACCGGGAGAUAGAGCGGCUCGCGAGUCCCACGCCGCAGGAAGAGGAGCUGUCCCACAUCGUCCCGUUACCCGGGGAAGCUCAUGCUCUCGAGCUUCGGCCUCCCAAGAAGAAGCCUCCGACGAUGUUGGACAUGGCCAACCAGUCGCAAGCCAAGAUCAUGGACGAUUUUAAAGAGUUUGCAGCCAGCGGCAUGCACAGCCGCAAUGCCCGGGAGCGGACGACCGCUGCAUCGAAUCUCUUUCAAAGACUUCGUCCAUGCGUGUUGUACUUCCUGGCGGCCUUCUGCGUGUUGGCCAGCUGUGCACCCAUCACCGUCUCAGCUGUCGGACUCACGAGCAGCGUCGGCUUCGGCUUCAUCAUCAUGUCUAGCAACCUCUACACUGUCGCCGCCAUCUCGUGCGUUAUCUUUGUUCGCAGAGCCUUGAAGUCUGACGACUUCACGCUAGCGCUCGACAAGCUGCACAAGUUCGUCGUGACCUUCGAAAUAGAAUGGGGUCAAGUCACGGGACUUGAAUGGCGCAUGUACGCCCUGGCUUGGGUUCUCAUGGUGGCUGGCUUCGGAGCGGCUCUAGGCCUAGAGGAGUGGAAGAUCUCCCAGGAGGCAUGGCAAGUGAAUCUGACGCCGGGUGUCUACGACAUUGCCGCAAUCACACGGGUAGUCUGCGGAGUUCUGAGCUUCAUCGCUUUCACUAUGUGCUCUGCAGCUGUCGUCCUCGCGGACUACGUUCAAUCACAUCUUCUCCUCGGUCUGGACAAGAGCCUCGAUUGCUGGUGUUGCAGCGUUCUGGAUGGAGACUUCAGCAACGCAGUCGACAGCUGGAACUGCAUGCAAGCACUCUUGAAAGCGAUUGGGAAAGAAAUUGCGAGCGGUUUUCUAGCUGCGCAGACGAUCGGGGCAAUCGGAGUCAUCUACGUCCUGGCCAGCUCAGUGACAUUCGCCUUUCAGUCGGGCUUCCAGCUGGAUAUAGCUGCUGUCGAAAGUCUGUCCUCUUUGCCUUUGCUUCUACUCUUUGCAUUGAAUCUGCGCGUCUGCUCACAUGGAGCAGCUCUGACCGAAAAGUGUCGUGCGAUUCCGGCGUUCGUGAACCAGAUACCCUCGCCAGACGCGGAUCCCAUAGACCUGGAUCGCACCUACCUUGUCAGAUUCAUCGCGGAUAGCUCAGCUGGGUUUUUCGUCAAGGACAUCAAGCUGACAAGAGAGAUGUUCAUGAAGAACUUCAUCAUGGUCGGAGGGAUUCUGUCUGGAUUCGUUGGCGUGAUCUCGCGCUUUAACUAG